This is a messenger RNA of Arachis stenosperma, 2044 nucleotides long. RefSeq names its product AMSH-like ubiquitin thioesterase 1. NCBI's taxonomy places the organism in Eukaryota, Viridiplantae, Streptophyta, Magnoliopsida, Fabales, Fabaceae. Gene Ontology annotation, molecular function: protein binding; metal-dependent deubiquitinase activity; K63-linked deubiquitinase activity. Gene Ontology annotation, biological process: protein K63-linked deubiquitination; protein K48-linked deubiquitination. Bases 185 to 1804 code for a protein of 539 amino acids. Gene Ontology annotation, cellular component: endosome; membrane. The transcript is spliced from 13 exons. The record is from RefSeq and is a predicted model, not a curated record.
UAAUUUUGUUCUGAUCCAAGCAGACCCUCAACCAAAAUCCCAAAUGACAUGGCAAUUUCUGAUCUGUGUGCCGUAGCCGCCAUUGACGACAAAGAACCAGAGCUAAGCUACAGCUUGGACCCUGAAACGGUGUCGUUUUCUCUACCGUAAAAUUCGCAGCUUUGGCAUAUUCCGUGUAAAAAAGAUGAGGUCUUCUUUGGAGACGAUCAACAUCGCUGCAAGUACUCAGAAGCUUGAAGUUGAUAAUCGAAUUUCUCUUCGUUUCUACUAUCGGAUUGCAGAUAAUAUCCUCAAACAGGCAGAUAUCUUUCGUGCUGAGAAUAAUAUUGUCGAUUUAUAUAUCAUGCUGCUAAGAUUUUCUAGCCUGGUCUCUGAGACAAUUCCAUGUCACCGAGACUAUAGAACAUCUCCACAAAGCAAGAAAGUAUCAUUAAGAAAGAGAUUGUUAAAUUCUAUGAAUGAACUGGAGAAGUUGAAACCACUGGUACGACAGAAGAUCAUUGAGUUUAACAGCAGGCAAGCAUAUCAACACAAUGGGUGGGAAAAAAAUCAUUCAAAUAGUUUGAUGCAUUUCUCUCCAAUGAAAAAGGAAACCUUGCCUAGUUAUGGUCUAAUAAAGGAAGUCAGACCAAGAGCUGGAGAGUUUGUCUCCGAGGGAUCAAGGGGUCAGCCUUUUUCUUAUGCAAAACCUAUUGACGAGAAAAUGAGACGAUUAUCUCUAACUCUCCCACGCCCAACAGAUGAAACUCUCUCUAGACAUUCGAUUCUUGGUCCCAGUGGGCUUAACGGGCAGUGGCUACCACCUAUAAGUGAUAAACGGGUCAGGUAUCCAUCCAACAUUGAUCUCUCACCAAUUGAAAUUCCAAGCCUACAACAAGAUUUGGAAGAUGGAUCUCAGAAGAAAAAAGAUAAUAGCGCUGUAGAACACAAUAAUUUGGAUAUGAAUUCCAGUCUUACUCAAACUGAGGACUGCCAGGCUCAGCAUGCUGAUGAACCUCCUUCUCUUAUCUCUUUUGAAGAAGUAACAGAAAUCACUCCUCAAAUAGAAGUUAUAAGACAGCCUUCUCCGCCGCCUGUACUUGCUGAAGUACAAGAUUUGGUUCCUCCAGUUUCACAUCAGGUGAAUGAUGUGGAAUGUAAGAUAGAGACCACAUCAUCAGAUAAUUUCCUUUGUGGCGAGUCUCCUCUGCAACUACACAUUUCAACUGCUAUGAUGGACACUUUUAUGAAGUUUGCAAAAUCAAAUACUAAAAAGAAUUUGGAGACUUGUGGAAUUCUUGCGGGUUUGCUUAAAAAUAGAAAAUUUUAUAUUACGGCUCUAAUAAUCCCAAAGCAAGAGGCUACGUCAAGUUCUGUAAGAACUCGUUCACAAAACUUUUGGGAAAUUAUUAUUAUUAUUGUUAUUAUUAUUAUUAUUAUUAUUAUUAUUAUUGAGCAGUGUCAAGCCACAAAUGAAGAAGAAAUAUUUGAAGCACAGGAUAAGAGAUCACUUUUCCCACUUGGAUGGAUCCAUACACAUCCUACACAAUCUUGUUUCAUGUCAUCCAUUGAUGUACACACCCAUUAUUCAUAUCAGAUUAUGCUGCCAGAAGCUGUUGCAAUAGUCAUGGCACCAACUGACAGUUCAAGAAAACAUGGCAUAUUUAGGUUGACAAGCCCGGGUGGCAUGUCGGUGAUCAGACAGUGCCCGCAGCGUGGUUUUCAUCCGCACAAUCCGCCGCCGGAUGGUGGUCCCAUCUACGAUACAUGUACAGAUGUUUACAUGAAUCCUGAUUUGAAAUUUGAUGUCAUUGAUCUACGAUGAUUAUUGAAAAAAACCGGUUUGUUAAAAAAAAAAAGUGUCCUGCCAUGCCAAUUGUUCAUAUUACCAUACUUAAAUAGGUUUUAUAAUUAGACUUAAACCAUUAGAGCAGCCUUGCUGCUUUAUAUUCUUUGCUUAUUUUGUAACUAUUGACCAGCUUGCCUGUUUGGCCAUUUAUUCUGUAUUCCAUUCGUGGCGAUUUCAUCAAAUCUAGUUAAUACACUGACUCUGAUUGUUAUCUUA